This is a messenger RNA of Arctia plantaginis, 1146 nucleotides long. Lineage: Eukaryota; Metazoa; Arthropoda; Insecta; Lepidoptera; Erebidae. The record is from the annotation of a GenBank genome assembly.
AUGGUGUACAAUUUCAAAGUGUUCAAGAAGUGUGCGCCCAACGGCAAGGUCACGUUAUACAUGGCCAAGCGCGACUUCAUCGAUCACAUCACUUUCGUGGAACCCAUAGAUGGCGUGGUGCUAUUAGAUGAAGAGUACGUACGCGGCCGUAAAGUUUACGGACAGAUGGUGUGCACUUUCCGCUAUGGGCGCGAGCAGGACGAGGUCAUGGGUCUCAACUUCUAUAAAGAGCUGUUCCUUGCAUCGGAGCAGAUCUACCCACCUCCGGAGAAGAGGUCCUACGAACUAUCUCGUACCCAGGAGCGGCUCAUGAAGAAGCUGGGCGAGUCGGCGGUAGCAUUCCGACUGUCAGUGCCUCCAGGCGCGCCCGGCUCAGUGACUCUGCAGCCGGGUCUCGAGGACGAUGGCGAGCCGUGCGGAGUGCACUACUACGUCAAGAUCUUCGUUGGAGACUCCGAGAUUGACCGCUCACAUCGCAGGAGCACAGUGGCUUUGGGUAUUCGCAAGUUGCAGUAUGCGCCUUCGAAGCCUGGCCCGCAGCCCUGCACGGUGGUGCGUAAAGAUUUCGUCCUCUCCCCGGGACAGUUGGAGCUGGAGCUGACGCUUGAUAAACAGUUGUACAUCCACGGCGAGACAGUAGCUGUGAACAUGUGCGUGCGUAACCACAGCAACAAGGUGGUGAAGAAGAUCAAGGCGUGCGUCCAGCAGGGCGUCGACGUCGUGCUGUUCCAGAGCGGACAGUACAGGAACAUUGUGGCCAGCAUCGAAACCCAAGACGGUUGCCCGCUGCAGCCGGGCUCCAGCCUUCAGAAGGUGCUGCACUUGACGCCCACUCUGACAACUAACCGUGACAAGCGUGGCAUUGCGCUCGACGGACAACUCAAACGCGACGACACCACGCUAGCCUCCACCACACUACUAUUGGACCCAGAGCAACGCGAUGCCUUCGGCAUCGUGGUAAGCUACAGCGUAAAGGUGAAGUUGUACCUGGGCGCGCUCAGCGGCGAGCUCGUCGCCGAACUGCCGUUCAUUCUCAUGCACCCAAAGGAGGGGCGCGCGAAGGUGAUCCACGCAGACAGCCAAGCCGAUGUGGAGAUGUUCCGUCAGGACACCGUGCACCACCAGGAGAGUGUGGAAGUCUACUAG